GCUCAUUGGCCAGCUGUGGAGUGUCGGUGAAGUCAGCGCCGAGUCCCAGAAAAACAGAGCGGGGCCAGCUGCAGCGUGUAGUGCGAGCGGGGCAGGACGCGCGCAGCCCGGCCGCCCGCCAGCCCGGCGACCCUCAAGCAUCGCCCUGGAGGAGAGAGGGAGACCAGAGGGGCGCAAGGAUGACCCUUCGGUCCUAAGACCCGCCUGAAUGAGCGGGAGUUGACACUUGUUUGAAGAGUUGGUAAAACCUGCUGUCUGUCCAGGGCUCUAGGACCAAUGCAUCUUUCCACCACUCUCAACCACUGAAGAGGUAAAUGAUGCUGAAGUUGUCACUACAGUUGAUACAAAGAGUGGACUUGACAGCAAGUGCCUGGACUCCUUUGUGACAGUUGUCACCUCCAAGUACUCAGAACCAAGAGCAGUUCAGAGUCCCAGUUACAGAACUUGUCCUGUCACCACCAUGACCUCUGAAUGUGACAUUGGUGCUUCCAAGGCUGUUGUGAACGGGCUGGCGCCAGGUAGCAAUGGUCAAGACAAAGCCACUGCCGACCCUUUCCUCCGUGCACGUUCUAUUUCUGCUGUUAAAAUAAUUCCCGUGAAGACAUUGAAAAACUCUGCAGGCCUAGUACUCCCUCCAGACAUGGACCCUACAAAAGUCUGCACCGGGAAAGGAGCCGUGACUCUCCGGGCCUCAUCCUCCUACAGGGAGAUUCCAAGCAGUAACCCCAUGAACCCCCAGGACACCCCACAACAUGAAGCUAAACCAGUUCUGGAGUCAGAGAAUUCUUCAGCAGAUAAGUGGAGACUUUCUUCCAACGCAAAUGCCAAUGGAAACGCCCAGCCCUCUUCACUUGCUGCCAAGGGCUACAGAAGUGUGCAUCCCAACCUGCCUUCUGAAAAGGCCCAGGUUCUCUCUCCCCCACGCCCUCCUCUCCCUAGGGAGGACUGCUUUGCAUGGCAGCCCCCUACCACCCACAGUUCCUGCAAAGACUCCCUCUACUGGAGCUCACCAAAGCCUUUCAUCCCACCCAGCACCCCCAGCCAGCUGAACCCCUCACAGCUCCAGCCCAUCUCUGACUCCCUGGCAGUCAAAUCAGCUCCCCAAGGUGUGGGGUGUCCUAGGUCCUCGCUUCCAGGUCCCACACUGCCCAGUGCUUCACCCCAACCCCAGCACCACUACGUGGCUGCCAGGACAGUUUACAGUGAGAAUGUGAGCUCUAACCCACAUCAUGAGGCAGUUAGGAAUAAAAAGGUCAGCAGCUUAUAUGUACCCUGUUUAUCCAAUAAUAUCUGCUGGGUGGCAUCAGAAAACUCCGGUGCUGCACGUGACCCAGCCAAAGGCACUCCCUUGGAGACUGCAGGCACUCGAGCACCAGCACCGGCUCCCAGCAUUGUCUCCUGCACAGCCGCCACAGGAACACCAGCCUCUGCUCCUCCUCCUCCUGACCCUCCCAAGCUGUUCUCUACCAUCCCUAACUAUGCCACCAACCAUGGUGAGAGUCCUUCCCUGGGGACUCGGCCUGCAUUCCCAGGUGCAGUGAGACCACCUGUGAUAGGGCCCCCAGUUACCUCUGAUCUCCAAAACCGGAAGAGAAAAGAAACUUACCUUUUGCAGCCGUGUUAUCCAGCCAAGGAUGCCACUUCCUCCAGCCCAGCCCAGCCUGAGGUAAUAGUUGUCCCCCUCUACCUUGUUAAUACUGACAGAGGGCAAGAAGGCACAGCCAGAUCGCCAACAUCUCUGGGGACAUUUGGCCCCCCAGUCCCGGUGACCGCCCCUGCCAGCUCGCCUCUGACCUUCCCAACUCUAGAUGAUUUCAUUCCCCCUCAUCUACAAAGGCGGUCCCACCACAGCCAGCCAGCCAGCGUUCCUGCCCCCUUGCCCCCCGUUAGCCAGACACCACCAUCCUCCUCACCACCACCUCCUCUGCUGGUCCCUCCUGUACCGGAGGGUCUCCGCAGAUCCUUGGAGCCUGACCUCACGGGAGCUGUCUCAAGUACCGAUUCAAGCCCUGUGCUAAAUGAAGCUUCUUCAUCCAACAUUGGAACUGAGUCCCAGACCUUCAUAUCAGUGAGCAAACCAUCCUCUGCCUACCCCUCAACCACCACUGUCAACCCUACGAUUGUGCUCUUGCAACAUAAUCGAGAACAGCAGAAACGGCUCAGCAGCCUUCCAGAUCCUGUUUCAGAAAGAAGAUUGGGAGAGCAGAACUCAGCACUAACCCAGGAAAAACCCACCUCACCUGACAGAGCUCCUGAAAGAAAAGCAAAGGAUGAUUGUAGGGGGGUGGUUAAGAGCGCUCAGGACCUAAGGGAUGCUUACAUGGAUGAAGUGGGCAUCCCACUCCGGAACACCGAGAGAUCAAAAGACUGGUACAAGACCAUGUUUAAACAGAUCCACAAACUAAACAGAGAUACUCCUGAAGAAAACCCUUAUUUCCCUACGUACAAAUUCCCUGAACUUCCUGAAAUCCAGCAAAAUUCUGAAGAAGACAAUCCUUAUACUCCUACCUACCAGUUUCCUGCAUCUACUCCUAGCCCUAAAUCUGAAGAUGAUGAUUCAGAUCUGUACUCUCCUCGCUACUCCUUUUCUGACGACUCAAAAUCGCCCCUUACUGUGCCUCGUUCAAAAAGUGAGAUGAGCUACAUUGAUGGUGAAAAGGUAGUUAAGAGGUCUGCCACUCUUCCCCUUCCAGCCCGCUCUUCCUCCUUAAAAUCUAGCCCAGAAAGAAACGACUGGGAGCCCCCAGAUAAGAAAGUGGAUACAAGAAAGUACCGCGCAGAGCCCAAAAGCAUUUACGAAUAUCAGCCGGGCAAGUCCUCCGUUCUGACCAACGAGAAGAUGAGUCGGGAUAUAAGCCCAGAAGAGAUAGAUUUAAAGAAUGAACCUUGGUAUAAAUUCUUUUCGGAAUUGGAGUUUGGGAAACCGCCUCCCAAAAAGAUAUGGGAUUAUACUCCUGGAGACUGCUCUAUCCUUCCUAGAGAGGAUAGAAAGAGUAAUCUAGAAAAAGAUCUCAACCUCUACCAAACAGAGUUAGAGGCAGAUUUAGAAAAAAUGGAGACGCUUAACAGAACACCCAGUACAAAUCUGUCACAGAGCUCAGCAGUCAGUCCCACUCCGGAAAUGUCUUCAGAACCUCCUGGAUACAUAUAUUCUUCCAACUUCCACGCAGUGAAGAGAGAAUCUGAUGGGGCCUCCGGUGAUCCUGCUAGCUUGGAGAACGAAAGGCAGAUUUAUAAAAGUGUCUUAGAAGGUGGAGACAUCCCUCUCCAGGGCCUGAGUGGGCUCAAGCGGCCCUCUAGCUCGGCCUCCACUAAAGAUUCAGAAUCGCCAAGACAUUUUAUACCUGCUGAUUAUUUGGAGUCCACUGAAGACUAUAUCCGAAGACGUCAUGAUGAUAAAGAGAAACUUUUAGCGGACCAGAGACGACUUAAGCGCGAGCAAGAAGAGGCGGAUAUUGCAGCUCGACGCCACACGGGCGUCAUCCCGACUCACCAUCAGUUUAUCACUAAUGAGCGCUUUGGGGACCUCCUCCAUAUAGACGAUACGGCAAAAAGGAAAUCUGGGUCAGAGAUGAGACCUGCCAGAGCCAAAUUUGACUUUAAAGCUCAGACACUAAAGGAGCUUCCUCUGCAGAAGGGAGACAUUGUUUACAUUUACAAGCAGAUUGAUCAGAACUGGUAUGAAGGCGAGCACCACGGCAGGGUGGGGAUCUUCCCACGCACCUACAUUGAGCUUCUCCCUCCUGCAGAGAAGGCUCAGCCCAAAAAGUUGGCACCAGUACAGGUUUUGGAAUACGGAGAAGCUACUGCGAAGUUUAACUUCAAUGGUGAUACGCAAAUAGAAAUGUCCUUCAGAAAGGGGGAGAGGAUCACACUGCUUCGACAGGUGGAUGAGAAUUGGUAUGAAGGGAGGAUUCCAGGAACUUCUCGGCAAGGCAUCUUCCCCAUCACUUAUGUGGAUGUGAUCAAACGGCCACUCGUGAAAAACCCCGUGGACUACAUUGAUCUACCUUUCUCUUCUCCAAGUCGUAGUGCCACUGAAAGCCCCCAGUUUCCCAGUCACAGCAAGCUCUUCAUGCCAGCCCCUUCAUCUCUGCCUCACCCCCACCGAGCCCUGUCCCCUGAGAUGCACGCUAUCACCUCUGAAUGGAUCUCCCUGACUGUAGGGGUUCCCGGCAGGCAUUCUCUGGCCCUGACCCCACCCUUGCCUCCUCUGCCAGAAAUUUCUGUUUAUAACACAGACCUCCUGAGCUCACUGAGGAGACCCAGCCCCUCCUUGCCCCUUAGCCUCCCAUACUCAAGUUGGUCAGGCCCUUCUACCCCACACUCUGUCGUUUCCCCACUGGCCCUGCCUCCCCCAGACAAAGCCUACUUGACAGGACCUGGAACCCAGACCUCCCUUCACAUCAAUGGAGACAGCGGCAUCUUUGUGCCACCUCCUAGGGCCCACCAGGAUAGCUUCCCCCAGCCACUGCACGGGAGCUCUGACAGGGUCAUCUCUGAGCUUAGCAGUGCCUUUGGCAGCCAGGGGAAACAGCUGCUCUGGCAAGAAGACAGUGGGAAGUAUGAGAGAAAAGCAGAGAGUCAGUCAGCUGAGAGAUUCCCUGGUGGACCCAAGAUCUCUAAGAAGAGCUGCUUGAAACCGUCAGACGUGGUCAGGCGCCUGAGCACUGAACAGAGACUCUCAGAUGUGCGCACCCGCAAGGAGAGCCAGCCCAGCACAUCCCUGGGUAGCCCUCUUCCGGGAAGGGAAGCUGAGCAGACAGAGCUGCAGAGAGGUGGCAAGCAGGCUGAGAGGAAGGCUGCUCGGAAUAAUGUGAGCCAGCCUUCUCAUCAUUCAUUGAGAGCAGGACCUGAUCUCACAGAAUCUGAAAAGAGCUAUGUGGAAGCAGUUUGCAAUGAGAUCAUAAACAUUGCCGAAAAAUCUGUUCAUUACUGCAGCUCUGUUUCUCAUCCCCUUGACUUGCAUCACAAGGUUUCCCCUCCUGACAAUAAAUCAUCUUUAAUCAUUUCUCAGCAACCUCAAGCCCAGCAGCGAAGAGUCACUGCAGACAGGAGUCAAACCUCACAAGAUUUAUUUAGCUACCAAGCACUGUAUAGCUAUAUACCACAAAACGAUGAUGAAUUGGAACUUCGAGAUGGAGAUAUUAUUGAUGUCAUGGAAAAAUGUGAUGAUGGAUGGUUUGUUGGUACUUCAAGAAGGACAAGGCAGUUUGGUACUUUUCCAGGCAACUAUGUAAAGCCUUUGUAUCUAUAAGAAGACUGAAAAAGCACAGAGAUUAUUUUUAUUGGAGAUGAAAUAUAAUUCACGAACUGGUCUCUUUCUUCAAACAUUGAGUCAGUAGGAAUUCAGUGGGGAGGGGGGACAAGAGAGCGGGAUAGAGAGAAGUGUUGUAUUUGAAGCCUAAGCCUGUCUAAACUGACUGCAUAUCAGACAGAGUUGAAACAUGUCCUGAACAAAAAAGAAUGAGGCAAAUCUGUAUUUACUUAGCUGCUUCUGGGAGCCCCUUCAGACUUCCCCCCUUCCUCUCCCUUUCUCUUGGGUAAGCUGACCUGCAGCACAGGCUUCUUGCUUUCCCGUUGCUUAGUUCCUGUUCAAAAGGAGCCUUUUAGCCUGAAUGAGCCUUGCGGUCAGUACCAAGCCAAUUUCCACCUAGUCAUUCUUUAAAGCCUUCACACAUAGGCUCCCCUAGGCACCCAGGGGGCUGCUGAUCACCCCAACACUGCUGAGCACCCCACUCAACACCACCAUCACUACCAAACCAAGUCUUUCACUGGGUCUUUUGGGGUCCCUGGGGAAACUGAGGCAAAGGCUAGGAGCUGAGUUCACUUGGCCUGCAUUGCCACCGACACUCCAGGGUAGAGACAGAGCACACAGGCUUGCCCUGGGAGCAAGGUGGUUUGGCAGAUAGGUGCCAUUUGCCUUUCUAAGUGAUUAAGUCCAAAAGGCCUGCAACUCUUGAGGUCACUUGCAGGGUGUCCCUUUCCUGGCAUUUUAUCAGUGGUCUCCUGCAGGCAAGCACAGUUGCAUCCACCAGGGUAUCAAUGCUCUAGCCUGGUUUUUUCUGUCCUGCUUUUGGUUGGGACAGCGGGGGAUGGAUAGACCAAAACGAUGAUGUUCAGAGAGCCGUUUGCCACACGCUGAGGAACGCUAGAUGCUGAGGAUGCAGAAAAGCAAACUGCUCCGAGCUUGAGAAAGACACUCAACUUGUCUUCAUUUUUACUCCCCAGAGAACUCUAAGGACCACGCAAGAUGUAGGAACCCUGUGUCCUGAACCAGGAUGCACUCUGGUGAGGUUUCUCUUCAGAGCAGAAAAGGUACAUUUGCUGUGUCCCCAGUGUGAGGCACUGAUUCUACCACUCCCCAGAGGUUGGCUCUUACUGGAGCUCCAGAUCAUAGGGAGAAGUGGGGAGAACUGAAUUGUUCAGUCACAGCACAGCCCAGUUAAAGAACUUUUUUUUUUUUUUUGGUCUUUAGAGUUAUCUCUGGGCCUUGGUGCCAGCACUACGAAUCCACUGCUCCUGGUGGCCAUUUUUCCCAUUUUAUUGGAUAGGACAGAGAGAAAUUGAGAGAGGAGGGGAAGACAGGGGGAGACACCUUCAGAUCUCCUUCACCGCUUGUGAAGCGACUCCCCUGCAGGUGGGGAGCAGAGAGCUUGAACCUGGGUCCUUGUGCAAUUUAAUGUGAGCACUCAACCAGGUGUACCACCACCUGAUCCCCAAGGACAUUUUCCAUGUCUGGUCUAAUAGAAAGAUGAAGGUAGAAAGGACCUAUUCCCUGCCUACUCAGAGGUGAUGCAGGAGACAGAUACUAAAUGUAGAGAGAUUGUGAUAUGUGCUAUGAGGUGUAUGAGAGUGGAGGGGUGAGUUUUCCCUAGAGGAAUCUUAGAAAGCCUUGUCUUCUUACUGUCUCCAUUAAUUAGCUCACUUUUGAACAGCUAGGCCACUAGAAGAAGCACUUUUGUCCAAGGAUAGUAUAGCGCUGGAAAUACACUGUUUCCAGACUCUUCAAACACUCAUUUUCCCCUCAGAUACACAUCCAAGGUUAGAAAUAGGAGUAGCAAUUCCAGGUUGUCGGGUGUGUUAAAGCAAUCCUGGGUCCUUAUGUAUUGCUAAGAGUCGCCCCCAGAUUCAGUGUCCCAAUGUCUGAAAGCAACAUGUCGACAAAGUUUGUCUUCAGUGUCUGCCUCAGUUUUUUUCUCUUCUGCCCAUCUUAGGAUCUUACCAGCUGCCCACCGCCUGUCAGACAGCCACAGUUUAGUUUGUUGAUCCUUACUCUUUCCAGGUUCUCCAGACAAACCCUGCUCUUAGGAAAAGUAAGGACUCUUUCACACUAAAGUAUAAAUGGCAGAUAAAAGAAAUGUUUUACCUGAUCCCGGAGACUUGGGCUUUUAACCAGGACUGAACAGAUCCGGAGUCCCAAGGUGGAACAGUUGUGGAACUAACAUGAGAAGUGGGGUAGGGAGUUAAAAGAGCUUCCUGGGUUCCUGGGUUGAAAGGGCCAUCCCAAUUUUCCCUAAGCAAGACCCGUUGCUUUAAAAGGAACCACUGAGCACCAUCCAAAGGGACUGGGUGCUGUUGUGUUUUGUUUAGGUUUUUUCUCUCCUCUCUAAAGGAGCAGAAUAAGUGCACAUGCACAUGCAUCUUGCACAGCUGUGUUCCGCCUAUACUGGAAUGCAAUUCUUUAUUGACUAAUGUGAUUCCCGAUCUUUCUUAGAAGUAAACCAUUAACAAGAUGGUCUUCUGUCAUCAUUUCCUGAGGGGUGCUUCUCAAGUAGGUAAUUGCAAACACCUCUUUAAAUACAGCUAGAAAAAUAAAAACCAAUUUGUAAAAGCCAUGUUUGCAUAGGAUGCCAGCUGUCACACAUUUAUCUCCAGAGACCCAGCUAUGCCUCACCAAUUUGCCAUUUGAAUCAAAUUAUAAGCUAAAAUGCACAUCAGACUUCCGCUUCCUCUAUAUGACAAUGAAUGAAAGUUUCCAAUUGCUCUUUUGUCUCCAGACAUUUAGUAAUAUAAAAUACCUAUUUUUAUGCUGAAUUGUUUAUACAGGUUUAUUAAUAGCAAGUGCAACUAACUGACAGCAUGCCUUGCAACACAUUUUGAUAAUGAUAACCAUGCUUCUGGGUAAAGGUGAACCUCAGACUACUUAUCUUUUGCAGUCUCUUCGGGAUCAGUAAAAGAAAAAAAUAUAUGCUUGAGAAAUGGGACUGUAAAUAUGUAUAUUGAACUUUGUAUAGCCCAUGUACCUACUUUGUAUAGAAAAAUUUAAAGAUUUGAACCAAAAGGGGGAGACUAAACUAAGGAAGUAAUGAAGUGGUGGUUUUUAGGUUUUUGUUUCCUUUUUUUUUUUUUUUGCAUUUUUAUUUAAAUGAAGGAAUUCCAGAUAACUCACUUUCAACUUUUUAGCACACACACAAAAACAAAAUAGCCAUUGUAAAGUGUUAACAUUUCAAAGAGUCAUUCUUGGAGGGAAGGUAACCUUUAUUUCAGUUAUAGUUUUUGUUUGUUUUUAUAUUUUCCUGCAGUGGUAUUAUGGGCUAUUGCUACAACGGCUUAUGACAAAAAGGAUUACAUUCUGACAGGAAAGUAGCUGAUGUUCUAUCUAACCAAUUAAUUUAAAGUAUUGCCAUUUAAAUUACACCAAGAGCAUGUACUACCAGACACAGAUUUUUCCAUUUAUUUUUCUUUAUUGCAGUGGAUUUGAUAGAUGUGUUGAAUUACUGCCUUUGCUGUACAUAUUAUUUAAUAAAAUGUAUUCAGAAUUGUGUGGCA
Messenger RNA from Erinaceus europaeus (western European hedgehog), 8772 nucleotides. It is a transcript of the gene SORBS1, whose product is annotated as sorbin and SH3 domain containing 1. The transcript has 37 exons. The record is from RefSeq and is a predicted model, not a curated record. Gene Ontology annotation, biological process: cell-substrate adhesion. Gene Ontology annotation, cellular component: cytoplasm; cell-substrate junction; nucleus. NCBI's taxonomy places the organism in Eukaryota, Metazoa, Chordata, Mammalia, Eulipotyphla, Erinaceidae. Gene Ontology annotation, molecular function: protein binding. The coding region runs from base 461 to 5257 and encodes 1598 amino acids.